Neomonachus schauinslandi (Hawaiian monk seal) is the source of this 1728-nucleotide messenger RNA. It is a transcript of the gene GP5, whose product is annotated as glycoprotein V platelet. Gene Ontology annotation, cellular component: extracellular matrix. Lineage: Eukaryota; Metazoa; Chordata; Mammalia; Carnivora; Phocidae. Gene Ontology annotation, molecular function: protein binding. The transcript has a single exon. The record is from RefSeq and is a predicted model, not a curated record. Bases 1 to 1728 code for a protein of 575 amino acids.
AUGCUGAGGAGCACCCUGCUGUGCGCGGCGCUGGGGCUCCUGCGCGCCCAGCCUUUCCCCUGCCCCCCGGCCUGCAAGUGUGUGUUCCGGGACGCCGCGCAGUGCUCCGGGGGCGACGUGGCGCGCCUCGCCGAGCUCGGCCUGCCCGCCAACCUCACGCACAUCCUACUCUUCCGAAUGGGCCACGGCGCCUUGCAGAACCACAGCUUCAGCGGCAUGACGGUCCUGCAGCGCCUGAUGCUGUCCGACAGCCACAUUGUCGCCAUUGCCCCCGGCACCUUCCACGACCUGAUAAAACUUAAAACCCUGAGGCUGUCGCGCAACAAGAUCACGCAUCUGCCGGCCGCGCUGUUGGAUAAGAUGGUGCUCCUGGAACAGUUGUUUCUGGACCGCAACGAACUGAAGGACAUCGACCAAAACAUGUUUCAGAAACUGGUUAACCUGCAGGAGCUCUUUUUGAACCAAAACCAGCUCGCUUUCCUUCCCGCUCGCCUCUUCACAAAUCUGGGGAACCUGAAACUGUUGGAUUUGUCGGGAAACAAUCUGACCCACCUGCCCCAGGGAUUGCUCGGGGCACAGGCUAAGCUUGAGAAGCUCGUGCUCCACUCGAACCAGCUCGUCUCUCUGGAUGCGGGGCUGCUGAGUCGCCUGCGCGCCCUGAAGGAGCUGCAGCUGGACCGAAAUCACAUCCGUUCCAUCGCACCGGGAGCCUUCGACCCGCUCCGGAGCCUGAGCUACUUGACUCUCUCCAGAAACCACCUGGAGUUUCUGCCCUCCGCACUCUUUCUUUAUUCGCACAAUUUGACAUUCCUGACGCUGUUCGAGAACCCGCUGGAAGAGCUGCCGGAGGUGCUCUUCGGGGAACUGGCCGGCCUGCGGGAGCUGUGGCUGAACCGCACCCGGCUGCGCACCCUGCCCGCCGCCGCCUUCCGCGCCCUGAGCGGCCUGCGGGAGUUCGGCCUGACCCUGAGCCCGCGUCUGAGCGCGCUCCCCGAGGACGCCUUCCGGGGCCUGGCCGCGCUCCAGGUGCUCGCCCUGCACUCCAACGGCCUGGCCGCGCUCCCUGGCGCCUUGCUGCGCGGCCUUGACGGGCUGCGCCGCGUCUCGCUGCGCCACAACCGGCUGCGGGCCCUGCCGCGCGCGCUCUUCCGCCACCUCCGCAGCCUGGAGCGUGUCGAGCUCGAGCACAACCAGCUGGAGGCCCUGCCCGGCGACGCGUUUGCGGAUCUGCCCCGGCUGGCGGAGGUCCUGCUGGGCCACAAUCCCUGGCGCUGCGACUGCGGCCUGCGGCCCUUCCUGGUGUGGCUGCGGCGGCACCCGGGCCUCGUGGGCCGAGCCGAGCCCCCGCGGUGCGGCGGGCCCGGACCCCGCGCCGGCCUGCCGCUCUGGGCCUUGCGGGACGAAGACCCGCACUGCCCGGGCACCCGCGGCCCGCCUCCCCGCCCCGCCCCAGCCCCCACCCGGGCGACCCUGCCCGCGGCCCACGUCCGCACCGCCUGGGUGCCCGACGGCUCGGAGCCCUGGGCCCGCGCGCAGCUGGUGGCCCGGGGCCAACGCCAAGACCACAGCCUGUUCUGGGGGCUUUAUUUUCUGCUUUUAGCUACUCAGGCCGUCAUAACGGGGAUCAUCGUGUUUGCUAUGAUUAAACUCGGCCGGCUCUUUCGAAGAUUAAUCAGAGAGAGAGAGAGAGAGCUCUUGUUUGAGUCAGUGGGAAGACCUUGCAACUAA